AUGAAGAAUCGGUACAUCUCUGUUGAGGUGGCGGCUAAGGCUCGCGCGGCACGCGUGGCAGAAGCCAAGAGGGUCAAUCCUAGCUUCAAUGCCCCCACGACUGCUGUGAUGGGCAGUCCUGGUACAACGGCCCUUUACUUGCUGACCCUGUGGGAUGGCAAAGCCGAUGCAGCGCCAAAGAACUGGGUUCGGGCUUUCUUUGAAGAAGAUCGUAUCCCUUACCGUGAGGGAUACAGAAAGCCUAAAGUUGCAAUCACCUCCGAUGACCUCACAAAGCUGACAAACAGAGUGAAUGCAGUUCCGGUGUAG
This is a messenger RNA of Penicillium paradoxum, 309 nucleotides long. Its product is annotated as Chloroperoxidase. The record is from RefSeq and is a predicted model, not a curated record. Lineage: Eukaryota; Fungi; Ascomycota; Eurotiomycetes; Eurotiales; Aspergillaceae. The transcript has 2 exons. Bases 1 to 309 code for a protein of 102 amino acids. Gene Ontology annotation, molecular function: peroxidase activity.